UUGCGCACGCAUCUCCCACUUGAAAAUUGUUGCCAUUUAUCAAUACCUAAGGAUUGUUUCUUGCACAUUAGUUGGGAGAUUGUAGACUUUUUACUUCACACAGAGAAUACAAAUCUGACAAGAUGGCCAGCUGCAAUUUUCAGGCGCAGUUGGUAUCCAUUAUGGAGGUAUUAGCUAAAGCAGCUGUAGCAGAAAUAAACAAACGGGUUGAUGAUAGCUGUGCAGUUAUACGUUUGGAAGUGACCCAAAGCCAGCGAGAUAUUGAUGUACUGAAAAGGAAGUGUCAAAUGAUGGAGGGCGAGCUGAAGAAGACAAGAGUCAGGAGAAAAGAGAGAUCUUCAUAUCCAGUCAAGAUUGUUUUGAACAAACAGAGGAAUAGCUCACAGUGGAGCGACGAAGAGAUUGCUGUUGAAGAGGACUCUCAACCCCAGCCUACAGAUGUGGAGCAGAGAGCAGAGACUGAACCCAUACUGAUCAAAGAUGAAGAGACAGCAGAGGAUGUGUGGAAGACUGACCCUCAGGAAGAGCUCAGGAUCACUGGAGAGGAGUCUGGUUCCAAGCCUGGGAAACCACCAUCCUUUGAGCAUCGGCGCUGUGAAGAGGACUUCAUCACACAACCCAACAUAUCUCCCGAAGACUCAGUGGAACAUUACCCAAAUUCUGAUGGUCCAGAGGAACCAGGCACAUCCCGGCUCACGUUAGAGGUGUUUAGCACAGAGCAGCACCGGCCAGCCGAGGACGAGGACUCACUAGAGCUGGUGAUGGUGAAGGAUGAGAAAAAGGCGGAGCUGGGUCAGACCACGGCCCUGGCAGGACUUGACCAGUUUGUCAUGGAUGAGACUGAUGGGCAGCUGUGGACCUCUGUGGAUCCAGGCAGACACACUGAUGGCCACCCAGAUUUCUCAUUUCAUGCCACAGAGGAGUACUCUCACAAUAUAUCAAUUUUCCCAUCUCAUAGUGUGCUGCCAUCUGUUCCUACUAUGACAGAUGAUGAAUGGCCAUUGCUUCCCUCUUCUAUAGGGAAACCACAUGCUGACAUGCUCAGUGCAGCAGCACACAUGAAAAGACAUGUCAGGACAUUGGCUGAUGAGACUAGACAACAGAUGCCAGAAGGACAGAGCAGUGAGAUGCUGAACUCAAAUAAUGAUGGAAAUAGUUUAGCUCUACAGCCAAGGCAGCAUCAGCACAGGGCUUCAGAAGCAACAGUGAGAAUGAGUGAGUGCAUGACAGGGUCAAACAUGGCCACCACCUCCACCUUUUCUGGAUUCAGCCUGAGUCGCAGUAGUUUUAACAUGGUGAAGAGAAUGAGGACUCAGUGGAGGUCGGGCGGCACCACUGAGAGGCGUUUCAGCUGCACCUUCUGUGGGAAGAGCUUCCAGCGUUUCAGCCAGCUCAAAGUACACCUCCGGAGUCACACCGGAGAGAAACCGUACACCUGCGAACAGUGUGGCAGGAGUUUCACCAAGCAGUGCAACCUGAUCAGACAUGCUGUGGUCCACAGCGGGGAGAAGCCCUACGAGUGCACACAGUGUGGGAAAUGCUUCACCCAGCGCUCCAGUAUGAAGUCACAUCAGAGAACUCACAUAGGAGAGAGUCCAGUGUCUCAACAUGUGGUACCUGCAUACCCUGGGGAUCCACACACAAGUUUAAUGUUGUCUCAGACGAAAUGGAGCAAAUAAAACAAUUGUAUAGUUUUUUUUUGGUAACAUUUUCUAUGUGAUGUGAUAAGAAGUUAGACAUUUUUACACGCUUUUCCUCCAAACUGAUAUGUGAACUGGUUUUCAUGUUUGACUGUUGACUGCUCGUCACAUUCAUUUUAACAAACAAUUGAUUUACUACUGGGAACAUCAAUCAUAAAAAAAGCAUUCAAAUAUAUCAUAAACAUGUUAUAUGGAAUAUAUUUAAAGACGGUCAAUCUGCGCUUUUAGAUAAAGAACACACUGUAUAUAGGAGCCAUUUUUGUAUGUGUUGACUUGUUAGUGUUUGUCUAUCCGGGAUGUAAUUUCUUGCCACAUGGGACAGUCUCAUAUCAAGUCAGGUUAAUACCUUAACUUGAUUUCCUGAGUUAUAGUUUGAAGUUACUCUGCUGCCUUAAAAUCUUACAUUAUAUCAACUCAGUAGGCAAUCAUAUGUUUCAGUGUAAAAGCUUACGUCUUACAUGUACAGUUCCAGUCAAUAUUUUGGACACCUGCUCAUUUCAAGGGUUUUUAUUUACUUUUACUACAUUGAAGAAUACUAGUCAUCAAAACUAUGAAAUAACACAUGAAAUCAUGUAGUAACCAAAAAAAAAAGAGUGUUGAAUCCAAAUAUAUUUUGCCUUGACAGCUUUGCACAUGCUUGGCAUUCUCUCAACCAGCUUCACCUGGAAUGCUUUUAAAACAGUCUUGAAGGAGUUCCCACAUGCAGAGCACUUGUUGGAUGCUUUUCCUCCACUCUGCGGUCCAACUCAUCACUAACCAUCUCAAUUGGGUUGAGGUCGGGUGAUUGUGGAGGUCAGAUCAUCUGAUGCAGCACGCCAUCACUCUCCUUCUGGGUAAAAUAGCCCUUACACAGCCUGGAGGUGUGUUUUGGGUCAAUGUCCUGUUGAAAAACAAAUGAUAGUCCCCACUAAGCGCAAACCAGAUGGGAUGGUGUAUCACCGCAGAAUGUUGUGGUAGCCAUGCUGGUUAAGUGUUCCUUGAAUUCUAAAUAAAUCACAGACAGUGUCAUCACUAUCUCACCUCCUCCUCCAUGCUUCACGGUAGGAACCACACGUGGAGAUCAUCUGUUCACCUACUAUGCCUCUCACAAAGACACAGAGGUUGGAACAAAAAUGUAAAAUUUGGACUCAUCAGACCAAAAUACAUAUUUCCACCGGUCUAAUGUCCAUUGCUCUUGUUUCUUGGCCCAACCAAGACUUCUUAUUGGUGUCCUUUAGUAGUGAUUUCUUUUCAGCAAUUCAACCAUGAAGGCCUGACUCACGCAGUCUCCUCUGAACAGUUGAUGUUGAGAUGUGUCUGUUACUUGAACUCUGUGAAGCAUUUAUUUGGGCUGCAAUUUCUGAGGCUGGUAACUCUAAUGAACUUAUCCUCUACAUCAGAGGUACCUCUGGGUCUUCCUUUCCUGUGGCGGUCCUCAUGAGAGCUUGUUUGAUCAUAGCGCUUGAUGGAUUUUGCAACUGCACUUGAAGAAACUUUCAAAGUUCUUAAUUUUCUGUAUUGACUGACCUUCAUGUCUUUAAAGUAAUGAUGGACUGUCAUUUCUCUUUGCUUAUUUGAGCAAAGAGAAAUAGACUUGGUCUUUUACCAAAUAGGGCUAUCUUCUGUAUACCACCCAUACCUUGUCACACGAACUGAUUGGCUCAAACACAUUAAGAAGGAAAGAAGUUCCACAAAUUAACUUUAACAAGGCACACCUGUUAAUUGAAAAGCAUUUCAGGUGACUAUUUCAAGAAGCUGGUUGAGAGAAUGUGCAAAGCUGUCAUCUUAGCAAAGGGUGGCUACUUUGAAGAAUCUAAAAUGUAUAUUUUGAUUCAACACUUUUCUUUGGUUGCUACAUGAUUCCAUGUCUUCACUAUUAUUCUACAAUGUAAAACAUAUUUUAAAAAACCUUGCACUUUUGACUGGUACUAUAUGUUCAUACAACUUUACAUUUGACAUUUGGGCAACUACACUUUUCCUGUGUAAUUGGUCUAAACUGACACUACACUGGAACUGUGUAAAACUGGUUAUCAUUAGCUACUGUAGAUAAGAAGUAGAUUGAUAUGAUUAGUAGUUUGAAUAAUGUUCAUUGAUUUGCCAAUAAACAGAGGCAGGGAUAAUAGGGGAGAUAUACAGAAUUAUACAAACAGCGGGUCCAAUCCUGGAUGCUGAUGGGUUAAAACCGCAUUCCAGCUGGUGUCUAUUUAGGUGAUAAUGACCAAGAAGCCGGUGUUUGAAAUCGUGCCAAUAUAUCCUCCAAACACCGGCUUCUCUGGCAUCACUUUAAUACAACGGGUUAGCAACAUAUUCACCCAGUCAUUGUAAAUGUUCCAUUGCCAUACUGGCUGGGAACAUUGUUAUCCCUUGCUUGUCAUCUAUUGAUAGUUCUUUAAAUAUAUCCUUAAAAAGGAUGUUGAUUCAUGAUUUCGACUGGGUUGCGCAGUUAGAUGGAACAGAGUAAAUAUGUAUUUUAACGUCAUAGAUUUAGCCGGGGGUAAUUUGUGGAAAGACACUGGCUGGAAUGCGGUUUUAACCAAUCGGCAUUCAGGAUUAGACACACCCAUUGUAUAAUCCACAAAUUACCACCCACUACGGCUAUGAUUUUGAAAUACCUAUGUACUGUUCCUACUCACUGCAAUCCACCGUCUCAUCUGCCCAACCGAGCAAUUUAUAAACUUGAUCCUCACUGUAAAAAGCAUUUUUCUCCUCUUUCUUUUAGACUAGCGUUUGGUUUUCAAUGGCGGAGAUUUGUAUAAACCUUGCUGUCCAUCUCUAUGGCCUUUGCAACAUUGUUUUAAUAAAAAAAUAUCUCUCAA
Messenger RNA from Oncorhynchus masou masou (cherry salmon), 4495 nucleotides. Its product is annotated as zinc finger and SCAN domain-containing protein 2-like. Lineage: Eukaryota; Metazoa; Chordata; Actinopteri; Salmoniformes; Salmonidae. The record is from RefSeq and is a predicted model, not a curated record. The transcript has 4 exons. Bases 123 to 1679 code for a protein of 518 amino acids. Gene Ontology annotation, molecular function: RNA polymerase II cis-regulatory region sequence-specific DNA binding; DNA-binding transcription factor activity, RNA polymerase II-specific. Gene Ontology annotation, biological process: regulation of transcription by RNA polymerase II.